Egretta garzetta (little egret) is the source of this 630-nucleotide messenger RNA. RefSeq names its product lysine--tRNA ligase-like. Gene Ontology annotation, molecular function: ATP binding; lysine-tRNA ligase activity; tRNA binding. The record is from RefSeq and is a predicted model, not a curated record. The transcript is spliced from 2 exons. Gene Ontology annotation, biological process: diadenosine tetraphosphate biosynthetic process; basophil activation involved in immune response; lysyl-tRNA aminoacylation. Gene Ontology annotation, cellular component: nucleus; aminoacyl-tRNA synthetase multienzyme complex; mitochondrion. The coding region runs from base 225 to 482 and encodes 85 amino acids. Lineage: Eukaryota; Metazoa; Chordata; Aves; Pelecaniformes; Ardeidae.
AUUCUGGCACCAGCCAAGGUUGGUUCCUGAGCUGUGAAACCCAUCGUCCAGGGCAGAGGUGUGCUGAUGCUUAGUGGUUUGAAGUUUUGGCAGCAGCCACUGCUAAGUGUGGACAGUCCUCUUUGCUCCUGUAAAGAUGUUUAUUUUAAGGUGCGGUUGUUUUAUCAUCUUUGCACAGGCAUCGCUCUCAUCGGGGACUAACAGAACGCUUUGAACUCUUUGUAAUGAAGAAGGAGGUGUGCAAUGCGUACACAGAACUUAACGAUCCUUUCCGGCAGCGGCAGCUUUUUGAGGAUCAGGCCAAGGCAAAAGCUGCGGGGGAUGACGAAGCCAUGUUCAUUGACGAAAACUUCUGCACCGCGCUGGAGUACGGCCUCCCUCCUACAGCUGGCUGGGGCAUGGGAAUUGAUCGCUUCACCAUGUUCCUCACAGAUUCUAAUAACAUCAAGGUAAGUGUUAGAAACGGCAGUGCCUCCCGCUAGCUCUGUCGGAGAACGGGGAAUGACAUUCUGCAAAGCAGGCCAUCUCCCCCACCAAACAAGUAGCAGACCACGGAGCCGCUGGAGAUGCGUUAAGACAAAGAAUUCCACCUCGGUUGGAAAAGCUCUGCUUUGUUGUGCUCGCUUGGAG